Molecule: messenger RNA, 2749 nt
Organism: Chironomus riparius
Lineage: Eukaryota; Metazoa; Arthropoda; Insecta; Diptera; Chironomidae
Source: the annotation of a GenBank genome assembly
AUUCGACAGUCGAUUUUUGUUUUGAAUAUUCUGUGAAUUUCUUUAAUUAAACAAGCUAGAUCACAAUGACUACACUUGAAGAAGUAUUUAAACUAUUAGCCAUUGUUCAAUCUACAGAAACACAAAAGGAAGCAUUUGAUAAGCUUAAUGGUCAGUUACAGGAAGAAGAAAUCAUCAAUUCUCUAAAAGAUGUCAACUGUAUCUACUCAAAAGAGCCAUUUUCAUGGAGAUUUGCUUGCUAUUUAUUCUAUUUGAUUAAUGAAAUCAUUGAAAAUUUCGAAAAAGUUCCACUGGAUUUUAGUCAAGUUGAUUUAUUAAUAGAAGCUAUCCACAAAUGUGAAAUCAAUGCACUGGAACUUUGUGUAAAGAAACAGAAGAACAGAACGACGUAUGAUACAACAAAUCUAAAUGACAGCGAAUAUGAGAAAUUAAUCAGCUGCCUUCGGAUGUUCCACAAAUUCUUCUCAAUUAAGCUUAUAGCCACAAAUCCAUUAUUCCAUGACUCUCAGAUUGACUACCUUGUUGGUGUUCUAUCAGUAAUUGCUAUGAAGAAAUCAGAAGAAGACGUAAAUGAAGCUAAUAAAAUGCUGAUCCAGUUACAAACGUUUAUUGGAACCGAGCAGUUCCUUCAAUUCAUUAUGAUGGUUCGAGGAUUUCAAGGAUUAUCAAUAGACUUCCAAAUCCAGUCACAAACUCGUUUAUUGCAAUUAAUUCGUUCUGAAAAUGGGUUUUAUAUGCUUUGCAAAAUGUUUUUAAGGAAGAAGUCUGAUGAUUCACAGACGUGGCAGAAGUACAACGUUAUAGCUGGGAUUAUGAUGAAAGCUAUGAGGUAUAAGAAUUUCUAUGAAAAAAUGGUCAAUGAGAUAUUCAGGACAUUAAAAAAGUGCAUUACCAGCAAUGAAAAUGAGAUUGUCGCUGCUUGUGUUUAUGUUUUGAAGGAGUUGUACGGCAAGAAGAUAACAGAACUGGAUGAACAUCUAAAUAAGUGGAUCUUUGGUCCAUUAGCUGAUUUAAUAAGCCCUCAAAUUCUCCUUUGUGGAUCAAUUGUUAUGGAAUAUGACGAUAUUAAAGGGUAUGUUCGUAUGCUGGAUGUUCUGUUCUCUACAUCAACAAUUGUGGCACUUCCAUCAAAAAUUCUGCAUAGCCACAUCGUCGUUUUAUUCAAUUUACAUUCAACAUUACCCGAUGUGCCUGAAAAAGAGAAAUUAGCAUCAAUUGUCCUGUUUAUCCUUAAUAACUACGACAGGAAGGAACUUCAGCUAGCUAUAAGAAACUUAAGACUCAAAGACGAUCCAAAAGUUCUUAAAAUGCAUCCAAGAAUCGUCUACAAAAACAAUGCCUUACAAAUCGGCGAGGAAACAGCAACUUUAGUCGAUGACACUCAAUCCUUCAUCCAGCUACUCAAAAACUCCAAUAAUAGCUUGCUGAUCUACGAAAUUUUCAUUGCCUUUAUUAAUUUAUUAAGUGACGUCCAAAAUGCUGGAAAUUCAAUAAUCACAGGAUAUGAUUUAGAUGAGGAUGAACUUACGGAUGUGCUUCAUACUAAAUUUUAUAAGCAAUUGGCUAUAAUUGAACCACUUCAGGAUAUGAUUCAAUGGAAGUUACUCCAUUCGCAGCUAAAUGAGAAGCCUAAAGAGAUUCUUGAGGCUGUUAAGGAUGUCUUGGUCCAUGCAAACAGCGAGGAUGAACAAAUUGUGAUAAUUUUCUUCUCAAUCUAUAAGGAACUGCUUUAUAAAUUGAGGGAUGAUAAGGAACGGCAACGAAUGAGGAACGACAUUCUAAAGCUUAAAGAAAAGUUCAAGAAGCCACAACUUAAGGAACAAAUUGACAUAAUAUUCAGCAAAAAUGAGGAAGUGCCAAGCAUUGAUCCAUCAGAAUUCACAUUUAGUAACGCGAUGAUGCUGCUGAAGUCAAAGGAAGUUUACUGCAAAGUUUAUGGAUGUGAUAAUUUGAUUAAAAUGCUGAAGAAAAGAGACAAACAGGCUGUGGCAAAUCGACAUACAAUUUUAGCUGUUGCCAUGCAGAAUAUGAAGGAAGUUGAGAGUUAUGCUUACUUGAAUGUUAUUAAACUGCUUGUUGCUCUUUCGUACGUUCUCGACACUGAAGUUGUUGAUGCCUUAAUUGCUGAAUAUCAAAAUAAAGAACUAGAAGUUGAUGAAAGGCUGAAAUAUGGCGAAGUUGUCCUUAAAGUCACUGAGGAUCUUGGCGAAAUGUCUGUGAAGUUUAAGCAGCAACUCAUCAAUUGCUUCCUUAUUGGAAGUAGAGACUCGAAUAAUGAAUUUAGGACAUCAAGUUUGGCGAAUUUAGGAACAAUUUGUAAAGUUUUAAGCUAUCAAGUCCACAGUUUUUUCAACGAAAUGUAUCAGCAAUUGGAAGUGAUUAUUAAGUCUGAUCCGUACCUUCCAUCAAAACGAGCAGCUUCAAUGGUUCUUUCACAAAUUCUCGCCGGAAUGCCAAAUUUGAUGGAGUUUCAAGAUUAUUUGCUGCCAAUUUAUCAUUUAUUGAAAGACAUUCUAGCUAAUGAGGAAGAUCAGCAGACGAAAUUGCAUGCACAAAUCGGACUUGAGCACUUGAAUGAAAAAACAAAGGACUUUUUGAAUCCUAAAUUGAAUGCUCAAAAGCAAAUUAAAAUUAGAAUCGGCGAUGACAAUCCAAAUAAGUUGAAUGAAAUUAAAUAUAAGUAAGUGGAGAUGUAUUUUUGGGGUUUAUAAGAAAUUUAUUUGAAAUAAAGCUAAAUUUAGGUUUCAAA